AUGUUUGCGCAGCGCAAGUUCUUUCCAAUCUCAGCAAACGAUCCAUUAUUUGGUUUUUCGUUGGGAGGCGAUGCCGCUUUCGACUGGGAAGAUCUUGCGAAUAACUCAGCCCAGGCCUUAUUGAACAUGUGCCGUAAAAAUGAUCUUCAAAUCGAUCCACCAUAUUUAAAGCGUACAAUGAUUCUUCAGCUUCGUGAAUUCAUGGAAUCUAGAGGUAAGAGAGCUACAUUACAGCUUGCUCCAAGCAGAGAACACGUUGCUAACCUUAGAAUUGAUUACUUAUCAACAAGUACAAAGUCACAAAAGAGACAAGCAUACACUCCAUCCAGAUCAUCAACAAGCUCGGUCACUUCGGAAGAAUAUUCUUCAACAACAUCAUCUGUACCUCUCAACCAGCCAUAUCUCGAAGAAGAUUGUCUUAAAGAGAAAGCUAACCUUGUUGACACAGUUCGUCUUGCAUUCAAGGCUCCUACGAAAUUCAUGAACGAAAUCUUAUCAAUUUCACCAGAGAAGCAAAGAAAUGUCUUCAGAUAUUUAUUUGCAGCGCUUCAUAUUAUUCUAUUUGUAUCAUAUCUAACUUCGAAUAACUUCAAAUUGCAAAAACCACCUAGAACACUUAAUUACCCAUAA
Trichomonas vaginalis G3 is the source of this 630-nucleotide messenger RNA. RefSeq lists its product as uncharacterized. Lineage: Eukaryota; Parabasalia; Trichomonadida; Trichomonadidae. The record is from RefSeq and is a predicted model, not a curated record. The coding region runs from base 1 to 630 and encodes 209 amino acids. The transcript has a single exon.